Molecule: messenger RNA, 1107 nt
Organism: Perkinsus marinus ATCC 50983
Lineage: Eukaryota; Perkinsozoa; Perkinsida; Perkinsidae
Exons: 10
Coding region: 15-992 (325 amino acids)
Biological process (GO): nucleotide transport; transmembrane transport
Source: RefSeq, a predicted model, not a curated record
GUUUUACUGCGUUAAUGCCGUAUUGGCCGUCUCCACUACGCUUCGAGUUUUCUGGCGGCGAAGGUCAUUCGGGGCCGAUCGCGGGCAUCGGAGCGGUAAUGUCGUCGACUGUAACAGCACAUGCAUGCCAAGUCAAUGCCCAUGCAGUUGCUGGCUUCCUCAGUGGCUUGUGUGCUACAGCUGCUCUGUAUCCGCUUGAACUGGUGAAGGUGCAUACGCAGCGGCAUCACAACGGAAUGGGUCGGCCCAACUUGCGGACUAUCUUCACGGACGUUGUGCGGCGGGAAGGUCUUCGUGCGAGCCUCUAUAAGGGAUUUGGCAUCAGUCUCACCGGGGCAUCACUCGCCUGGGGUCAGUAUUUUUACGGUUAUAAUGUGUUGAAGACAGCUAAUCCCCUGAGCCUCUCGCCUGCAUGGAACCACCUCGUUAGCGCCUUUGCAGCUGGCUGUGCGGUACAAGCGUUGCUGUGUCCGCUAUGGGUCGUCAAGCUUAACGUCCAACUCGGAGUGUAUCCUGGUGGGACUGCUAGCUGCAUCCGAGCACUGUAUCGGUCAGAGGGUCUCUCUGGCUUCUACAGGGGAUUGACACCUGGGCUAUGGGGAUGCACUCAAGGUGCUAUACAAUUCAUGGUUUACGAAGCGAUGCGGUCCAAACUGAAAUUAUAUCACGGUCAAGAGCAACUGAGUCCGGCAGAUACCAUGCUCGCAACUACCAUUGCUAAGUCAGCAUCAAUGAUGAUUACGAAUCCAAUCGCCGUGUUGACGGUACGGAUGCGAGAUGCUGGAGUGAGGGGAUACAAGUACGACAAUAUUUGGAACUCCAUUCGCAGUAUACUCGCCAAGGACGGUGUAUUCGGUUUCUAUCGAGGCGUUUUCGUUUCUUUGGUCCGCGUGAUGCCGGCGCAGUGGUGUACUUUUGUGACGUAUGAAUGCGUGAAAGAUGCUAUCCUCCGUUACCAGGAGGCCAACUGCUCUAGUCACGAGCUGGAAUAAAUUGAUUUCUUGUUUCUCACUGUGCUGGUCUACCGUCUUGCUGUAUCAUAUGUUACACUGUAAGAGAAAGAGUACCAUUCAUUCAGCUCGGGUUAAGCCGAAUUUAUUCCUGGUC